GACGUCAGUAUUUCCGGAUCGCCAUAUUAGUUUCAUUACAUCAGAUCAGGCAAUGUAGCAGGCUAAGCGAUUUGUGGGAAGGGCACUGUCGCUAUGGAAAGGACUCUCUGACCACGAAGAAACUCUUUGUGAUUCUGGGAUCUUGUGUAGUAGGAAGAUAUCCUGAGACCAUGUUGGCACGUCUAUUUAGACUUCAUGGGUUGCUGGUGGCCUCGCACCCAUGGGAGGUAAUCGUGGGGACCCUGGCUUUGACAGUAUGCUUCGUGUCUAUGAACAGCCUGGCAACAAGCAACCAGAUGUGCAAGUGGAACCAAUGCCCCAAAGUUGAGGAGGAGAAAAUCCAGAGCAGUGAUGCAGUUAUUCUGACAGUCACUCGGUGCAUGGCCAUUAUUUAUAUUUAUUUCCAGUUCAAGAAUCUCAGACAGCUUGGAUCCAAAUAUAUUCUAGGUAUUGCUGGAUUAUUUACAGUAUUUUCCAGCUUUGUCUUCAGUACAGUCGUCAUCCAUUUCUUUGGGAAGGAGCUGACAGGUCUGAAUGAAGCGCUGCCCUUUUUCCUCCUGCUUAUUGACCUGUCUAGAGCCUGUGCGUUGGCUAAAUUUGCCCUCAGCUCAAACUCUCAGGAGGAGGUGAGGGAGAACAUUUCUCACGGCAUGGCCAUCCUGGGCCCAACAUUCACCCUGGAUGCUGUGGUUGAGUGUCUGGUUAUAGGAAUCGGAACCAUGUCUGGUGUGCCUCAGUUGGAGAUCAUGUGUUGUUUUGGCUGCAUGUCUGUUCUGGCCAAUUACUUUGUCUUCAUGACGUUCUUCCCUGCCUGUGUCUCUCUGGUGCUGGAGCUGUCAAGGGAGAGUCGUGAGGGGCGCCCCAUCUGGCAGCUGAGCCACUUCUCCCGUGUGCUAGCUGAGGAAGAGGAUAACAAACCCAAUCCUGUGACUCAAAGGGUUAAAAUCAUAAUGUCUCUGGGAUUGGCUUUGGUUCAUGCUCACACUCGACUGACAGCCGAACAUUCAGGUCAAAACCGCACAGUGGAAGGGCCUGUAGCAAAGAGACUGGACUCUCCUAGCACCAUAUUGCCUCUUAAGCUCACCAGUAUCGACCUGGAACAGGUGAUAACCCUCGGUCUUGCUCUGAUUCUGGCCGUAAAGUAUGUAUUUUUUGAGCAAGCAGAGACAGAGUCCUCGCUUUCACUCAAGAGUACCAUUAUAAGCUCCACUCCCAGUCCGAAGCCCUGGGUGACAGAGGACUGCUGCAUGAGGUCCCUCCCAGCCCUGAAACCCCAGAAGACAUCUAAUAGUGUUUUGGCAACCAUCCCUACCUCUUUAGCAGCUGCUUCAGACGUGAAACUUUCCUCUGAAGCUGACAUAUCAUUUAGAGAAGAGGAUGUGAUUCAGAAUGCAUUUUGUGGUACAUCUUCUGGGGAUUCUCUUGCUCAGACACAAUGUGCUCCUCCAAGUGUUUGUACGUCGGAGCCCCGAAGUCUGGAGGAAUGUAUGGCCAUCCUCUCAGAUUCUCAGAGAGGUGCCCAUUUGCUGAGUGAUGCAGAGGUGAUGAAUCUUGUAACCCUGCGCAAGAUUAUGAAUUAUAAACUUGAAGGUGUCCUUGAGACUCCAGAGAGGGGCGUGGCCAUCAGGAGAGAACUGUUAUCAUCCAAACUUCCUGUUCCCACUGCCUUGGCUUCUCUACCUUACAAAGACUACAACUACUCACAGGUGAUGGGUACUUGCUGUGAGAAUGUCAUUGGCUACAUGCCAGUGCCAGUGGGAGUGGCUGGCCCUCUUCUGUUGGACAAGAAGGAGUUUUAUGUUCCUUUGGCCACCACAGAAGGCUGCCUGGUAGCCAGCGCCAACCGAGGAUGCAGGGCACUUUUUCUGAGUGGGGGUUGCAUCAGCCGGAUUCUAGCUGACAGCAUGACCAGGGGUCCUCUGGUCAGGCUGCCCUCAGCGUGCCGGGCUGCAGAGGUCAAAGUCUGGCUUGAGACCUCGGACGGAUUUAGCAUGAUUAAAGAGGCGUUUGAUGAGACCAGCAGGUUUGCUCGUCUGGAGAAAUUGUUGGUGGGCAUAGCUGGCAGAAACCUAUACAUUCGCUUCCAGUCUCAAACAGGCGAUGCCAUGGGUAUGAACAUGCUCUCGAAGGGCACUGAGCAUGCUCUGCAUGUACUCCAGCAGCAGCAUCCAGACGUAGAGGUGCUUUCGCUCAGUGGCAACUUUUGCACAGACAAGAAGCCUGCCGCAAUCAACUGGAUUCUGGGCCGAGGCAAGUCUGCUGUAUGCGAGGCCACCAUUCCUGCUAAAGUUGUGAGAGAGGUGCUGAAGAGCAACACAGCUGCUUUGGUGGACCUGAACAUAAACAAGAACUUGGUGGGGUCAGCCAUGGCUGGCAGUAUAGGUGGCUUCAAUGCUCAUGCUGCCAACAUUGUCGCUGCUAUCUACAUUGCCUGUGGACAAGACCCAGCUCAGACAGUGGGAAGCUCUAACUGCAUUACUCAGAUGGAGGCUGUCGGUCCAGGUGGGGAGGACCUGUACAUCAGUUGCACUAUGCCUUCUAUAGAGCUCGGCACUGUGGGAGGAGGCACCAACCUGUCGCCACAGCAGGCCUGUCUGCAGAUGCUUGGUGUUAGCAAUCCCAACCAGCCAGGUGACAAUGCCCGUCAGCUGGCCCGUGUAGUCUGUGCCACUGUUCUGGCAGGAGAGCUCUCCCUGAUGGCUGCUCUCGCUGCUGGACAUCUAGUCAAGAGCCACAUGACCCACAACAGAUCGAAAACAAACCUGUGUUCAGAGAAUACGGCGUGACACUAACAUCGAUGGGCCGUCGUGAUGCGGUUCUAAAAGCGAACCUGUGGACAUCAAGAUAUCAGAGUGUUAAUGAACAGAGCCAACAUGUGCUUGCUUUGUUUUAUUACCUCACUGGUUUGUGAGCUGAGGCCUUAAGUUUUGGUUGUUAAUUUGUGCCAUUUUUCUGCAUCUGAACUUUGUAAUAUUGUUUGAGAACCUGUUAAUUCUGUUACUGAUCUUUGAGAGAAGUGCAAGAGACUGAUGGUGUUUAGACAAGUAAAAUCCAUCGUGCUGCACAAGUUACAACAAGAGUCCUGUGCCUCUGAUGGGUCGCAAAGGAUGGAUGGGAUGUCUGAAUGGUUUUUACAUAAGCUGAAUGAAAUGAGAUCAUCGUUUUUAUUUAUUUUUUUUGGGACAAAUGGAUCUUUGCAUUUAUCAAAAGCUUGCUUGAGAGAGUGUAGUGUGCAGCUUGUGCUCAGGUUCUGAAAGUCAACUUUAUGUGCAAAUGUGUUUUUACCAGUGUUGUAGGCAUCACUAUGUAGACAUGCUCAUCCCUCCCUGAGUGAAGGUGCUACUGUAUACUGUGUAUACUGUAGAUUGCCCGUGGGUGUUGGAAUUCUCGCUUCAAUGAAUGAAGCUGUUGCCAGCAGAAGGAUGUGUUUGGUUCAGAUUCUGAUCAACUACUUCUACAAGUUUUUGAGGAAAAUUGGAAGCCAUAAUAAUUAAAUAAACCUUUACGGUACACUGUCAUCUGUGGAACUGAAGGACUGGGUAUAAAUUAUCACUGACUGCAGGUCCUGCUCAUUUUCAGAAAGCAGUGACAUUCAGAAGUGCCCUUACAUACAGUAUGUUUUAGAAAUUGAGCCUUGCGCUGCACACUUUAGAAUAACCAAUUAUGAUAAAAGUAAACUUAACUGUCUUAUUUAAAAAAAUAAAUAAAUGACACAAUUUUUUGUUGACAA
Messenger RNA from Haplochromis burtoni (Burton's mouthbrooder), 3730 nucleotides. Its product is annotated as 3-hydroxy-3-methylglutaryl-coenzyme A reductase. The record is from RefSeq and is a predicted model, not a curated record. NCBI's taxonomy places the organism in Eukaryota, Metazoa, Chordata, Actinopteri, Cichliformes, Cichlidae. Gene Ontology annotation, biological process: isoprenoid biosynthetic process; sterol biosynthetic process; coenzyme A metabolic process. The transcript has 20 exons. Gene Ontology annotation, molecular function: NADP binding; hydroxymethylglutaryl-CoA reductase (NADPH) activity; protein binding. Gene Ontology annotation, cellular component: peroxisomal membrane; endoplasmic reticulum membrane. Bases 171 to 2786 code for a protein of 871 amino acids.